Acanthoscelides obtectus is the source of this 4123-nucleotide messenger RNA. The record is from the annotation of a GenBank genome assembly. NCBI's taxonomy places the organism in Eukaryota, Metazoa, Arthropoda, Insecta, Coleoptera, Chrysomelidae.
GUUUCGUCAUGUUUAGUUUAUCCAGGCAUAUUUUGAUACAAAUCUUGAAGUGGGCCAACUGAAGUGGGAAGGGGCUCGUAUAACUGAGAAAAUCACCACUGACAAUAUUGAUGUUGGUCCACAAUCUGGCGGUGGAAGUAUGUAUUCUAUUGGCUGUGCUAGGUACGGAUGCAGUCGUCGAUGAAGCAGGACCUUUGGGAAGGUUGCUGACCGCCGCCCUUAAUACCGCUGGAAUUUUUACUAGGUUCUUUCCCAGGUAUCUCGACCAACAACAUUCAAAAGACAGCAAUGAAUUUGAUUUCAUCAUUGUUGGCUCUGGGCCAAGCGGAGCCGCCCUAGCUAACCGAUUGUCUGAGCAAAAUGGUUGGCAAAUUCUUCUGCUUGAAGCCGGAGACGAAGCAAGUAAGAUCGUGGAGUGGCCAUUUUUGUGUGGAGCAUUAGAAUUUACCAAAUACAAUUGGGGCUAUAAGGCAGAGAAAAUGGAAGGCUUCUGUAGAGGUUGUAUAGAUGGCAGAAUGGAAUGGCCUCAUGGAAAGGCGCUAGGUGGCAGCACAAUCAUCAACUACAUGAUCUAUGUCAGAGGCAACAGACUGGAUUAUGACAGGUGGGAGGCGAUGGGCAAUCCUGGAUGGUCCUACAACGAUAUAUUUCCGUACUUCUUGAAGUCAGAAGAUGCUAACAUUUCGCAGACAGUUGAGGAUGCUGGAUUUCAUAGAAAAGGAGGAUACUUGGGAGUUAGCGACAUACCGUUCAGAUCUGAAGCUGUUGAUGCUUACGUUGAGGCUGCCAAGGAAGCAGGGUAUCCGUUUGUCGAUUAUAAUGGAAGAAGGCAAAUCGGGGUAUCUUAUGUACAAAGUAACACCAAAAAUGGCAGGAGAGUAAGCUCUGAAAGCGCUUUUCUGCGCCCUAUUCGCAACAGGAAAAAUUUCACCGUACGAACUGGAUCGCAUGUUACGAGAGUACUCAUUGAACCGAGAUCUAAGAAGGCUUAUGGUGUAGAAUAUGUGAGAAACGGGAGGAAGUACAAAGCAAUUGCCAAGAAAGAAGUCAUUAUAUCUGCUGGAAGUUUGAAUUCACCUCAAAUAUUGAUGCUUUCGGGGAUUGGGCCUAAACAGCAUCUACAGCAAGUCGGAAUUCCAGUUAUCAAAGAUCUUCCAGUCGGUAGAAAAAUGUACGACCAUGCUACUUUCGUUGGUUUGACGUUCACUGCGAACCAAAGUAUUGUUCAUGACUUAGCAUAUUAUUUAUCAAACCCCGCCACGUAUGCGGAGUACCUUAAGAGAGGCACUGGGCCAAUCGCACAAAUUGGUGGCGUGGAAGCAUUGACGUACAUCAAAACGAACGUUUCCGAUGAUCCUAACCCAACAAUGCCAGAUAUUGAGCUUAUAUUCAUUGGCGGUGCUCUAAGUUCAGACGCAGGAAUUAUAUACAGAAGGAUGUUCAAUAUUCCGAGACGAACAUACGAUAAAUUGUGGAAACCAUUAGAAGGAAAACCAGCUUUUCAGGAACCAGAAACAACGUUCUAUCAAAAAUCUCAUGGCAUAGGGGUUCAGAAAAUGUUAAACUCGCAACAAAUAAUUUGGAAGGUAGACGCAGGAAUUAUAUACAGAAGGAUGUUCAAUAUUCCGAGACGAACAUACGAUAAAUUGUGGAAACCAUUAGAAGGAAAACCAGCUUUUCAGGUAUACCCAAUGCUGUUCCAUCCAAAGUCAAUAGGGUACAUCAAAUUGCGAUCAAAAAAUCCUUUCGAUCCACCGAAAUUCUAUCCCAACUAUUUUUCUGAUCCAGAAAAUCACGAUAUCAAAACCAUGAUUGCGGCUAUAAGAGAAAUACAGAGGAUAAUGCAGAGUCCUGCAAUGCAGAUGUAUGGAGCUAAAAUCAUGGAUACACCAAUACCGGGUUGUGAACAGCAUACCUUCAAUUCAGACGAUUACUGGGAGUGUAGCUUACGAAGCCUCAUCGGCAGCCUAUAUCACCAAGUGUCCACCUGCAAAAUGGGCCCGCCUGAAGAUAAGGAAGCCGUCGUUGACUCAAGACUCCGAGUCUACGGAAUCAAAAGCCUGCGCGUGAUUGACACCAGUGUCAUCCCUCUACCUGUGACAGCCCAUACUGCUGAACCCGCGUAUGUUGUUGGCGAAAAAGGGGCGGAUUUGAUCAAGCAAGAUUGGGGAGUGCUGUGAUUUUCUAGUUUUAUAUUGACUGUUCCAAAGACAAUUGGCUAGUGGAUAUUGUGAAGAGCGAAAUGAGCUCUUAAUGGACGCUUGAGCUGUGUAAGAGGAGAAAGCUCCUCCUUCUACUCAUGUCAUGCGAGAUACAGGGUGACAGGUAAAUAGGUGUAAAACAUUUUAGGAGGUGAUAGUACAGCUCCUUUGCUAUCAAAAUUAGUAUAUAAUACCAUACCCUAUAUUCAAAGGUUGAAAAGUUAUGGAAGAUUUAAUUUUUUUAAAAAACAACCGAGAUUACAGAGUAAAAUAGUUGAGAUAAAAAAAAGUUGGUGAUUAAACAUUAUUUUUUUGGUGGUUUCAGGUUAUUAUUUAAAUAAAUAAUUCUCAUAAAUUAAAAAACAUAUGAAAACACUACUGGAAACGUACGUACUACCGUAACGAAGAAUACGCUGAUAUUCUGUUUUGUUAUGGUUUAAGUGAUGGAAAUUCCGUUGAAGCCAGGCGAGAAUACCAAAACCGUUUUCCGAAUCGGCGAAUACCGAGUCAUCGAGUAUUUGCUUCUGUGUACCAACGCGUCAAGGAAAGUGGACAGGUUCAUGAGAGACGUCAUGAUGCUGGUAGACCUCGGUUGUUUGACGACGAAGAUCGAGAGGCAAUACUGGAAUGCUACGGCAGAGACCCGACGACGUCUACACGAGUUAUAAGCAAAGAAGCUUGGUUUAACUCAGUGGAAAGUUUGGUUCGUUUUGCAUUCGGCGAGACUUUACGCUUUCCAUUACACACCGGUUCAAGUAUUAGAAGAAGGAGAUCCCGCAAGAAGAAUUGAUUUUUGUCGAUACAUGCUUCAUCGGGAUCAAGAAGAAAACGACUAUUUAACUAAAAUAUUGUGGACCGACGAGUCUAAGUUUGACAGAGAGCGGACAACAAAUUAUCACAACUUACAUUAUUGGGCCCCACGAGAGGAAAACCCCCACAUGGCAAAGCCAAGAGUCCAUCAAAGAAGAUUUUCGGCAAACGUGUGGAUGGGAAUCAUUCAUACGUAUCUAAUUGGACCAGUUUUUUUGCCUGACAACCUGAAUGGCGAAUCCUAUGAAAACUUUUUGAGAUCCGAACUCUGGGAGUAUCUCGAAGGCCUGCCUCUGAAUAUCAGGAUGCAGAUGAUCUACCAACACGAUGGCUGUCCCGCGCAUUUCCGUCUGGGUGUUAGACAGUGGCUGGAAAUAUCCUUGUCGCUGGAUUGGCCGAGGUGGACCGACACCGUGGCCAGCGAGGAGCCCAGAUUUAACACCGUGUGACUAUUAUUUAUGGGAGCACAUGAAGUCACUGGUGUACGCUGAGCCCAUAGACACUCUUGCACAGUUGAAAGAAAGAAUUAUUGCUGCUGCUGACACUAUCAGAGGACAACUAACUGGCCGCAUCACGCGUACCAACAUGAGAAAAAGACUACGGGCUUGCAUAAGAAGCGGCGGGCGUCAGUUCGAACAACAAUUGCAAUGAAUUUUACCUUCAUUUCAUUAUUUUAUUUUACUUACCAAUUGUAGUAACUUUUAGUCAGUUUUUAUUAUUCUGUAGUACAAUUACAACUGUGUAAAUAAUCUAAUCGUGUAACUUAACCGUAGUUUAAAAUAAUAACUAUCCCAUAGCUUACAGUUACAUUAUUUUCACAAAAACAGUUUCUUAUCAAUCAGAGAGUUGUGAAAAUAGGAGACAAGCCAUUGGUAAAUUUACUCCCUAUUGUUGUAUUACAAUACAUUAUGUUUAGUUUCACACAGUUUUUGUGCACUUAUCAUACCAAUUUAGAUUCCUUAUGAAACAAGGAUAUUAUUUAAAUUGUUUGUACGUUUUUUUGUAUACUGAUUUUUUUGUAAAACACCUUACUUACUGUAAAACGUUAUUUGUUUUUCUUAGUUAAACAUUUUUGAAUGAAAAUAAAUACGUUGUUUGGUAUUGUUUUCUAA